GGUCAUUUACUCCUGAGGGACGUUUAUCUCAUUAUUCUGUCCUUGUUGGGAAUAAACUGUAUUUUUUUGGCGGAUAUGUUGAUAAUGCUAAAUCAUGUACAAAUCAAGUAUUUUAUCUCGACUUAUCUCAGUCAUUUAAUUUAGCUGUUCCACCUUGGGUUUCCCUUACGCAAAAUGCCGGAAUACCAUUCAAAAGUUGCUGGGGAACUACAUUAUUGAAUGAUAAGGAACAAACUAUUAAUUUAUUCGGUGGAAUGAUGUAUAAUGAUCUAUAUCAAGAUGCAUUUGUAUCAAAUGUUCAUUCAUUUAAUUUAAAUUCUUUAUCUUGGAAUGUACCUAAUGUCAAAGGUACUCCACCAGAAAGACGCAGAAAUAUAAAUGGGGUUAUUGAUAAUACCGGAAAAAUAUAUAUUUUUGGUGGAAAUGCUGAUAAGUUUUUAGGUUCACAAACAAUUAUACGUUACAAUGAUAUGGUCAUCCUAAAUACAGCUGAAUUAUCAUGGGUAAUCAUUCCAGCUAGUAAGCCGUAUGCGCAAAGUUUAUAUACUGCAACAAUGUUAUCUAAUGGAGUUAUUGUAUAUAUUGGUGGUCUUGAAGACACUGCAACAACAAUAGUUGACAUUAAAAACAUUAACCUUUUUGAUACAAAUAACUUAACUUGGUCAGUAAAAAUUGCAACAGCUUCAAAUAUAAUUCAAAAUCGUUAUAAACAAACUGCA
Molecule: messenger RNA, 719 nt
Organism: Funneliformis geosporum
Lineage: Eukaryota; Fungi; Glomeromycota; Glomeromycetes; Glomerales; Glomeraceae
Source: the annotation of a GenBank genome assembly